GACAACAAUGAACCAAACAAAACAAAAGUUGGAAGCUGAAGAGCAGACGGCGUAGUUGACAUUGAACCUAUGCAGCAACAUCAGCAAGGACUGAACUGAAAACUUUCGAACGAAGGGAGCUACCGUCGCCACACACGGUUUGCGAGUGGCGACGCCAAGGGCACUGGCUUCCAUGACGGCGCAGAUAACGCGAUAUUGCACGACUUAUAGAUGGACAUGACACUCGGACCUGCACCGACUCCACCAAACGCAUCCACCGUGCUCCCCGUCGGAAUUCUAAAUCACAGCGAUGUUCAAAAACUCCGUGGCACUCUGGAACCUGCUGGGACUCCGACGGUGCCUGCAGUACCGACCGGUGUCGUCCGACGUCGCGAGACCGAUCACCUGGAACGAUGUGUCCACGGCACUGCGACCUUUUUAUUUCAUCGUCCAUCCUGACAAGUUCUGGAACCACCCGCGCGAAAAGCAGGCCAACGAACACUCGUUGAAGCAGCUGAACGCCUACAUCGAUGCCCUGCUGAACCAGAAGAAAACCGGCCCGCUCAGCCUGAACUUCUACGUCCGCCAGUCCAAGAGCGCACCUAGGCAAGAGUUCCGAAACGUCCAGAUCCGACUCUCGAGCCAGAACGUUCGCGCGACCGUCCACGAAGUGCUCACGUCCUGCAGCCUCGCCACGACGGAUCUGGGCCGGCUGUCGUCUGCGACGGACGAGCAGACGACAGGCAGGCCUCCGCGAGCAGACGACUCUUCCAACAUAUCUUCCUUCGCGGACGCCGUGCUCCGGCGCGCGCCCAGGAGCGCGCGCGACAUCGAACGUGACGCCUCGCACGGACACUGGACGGUCGGCGGGCGCCGCGUCCUCGACUUCGAGAGGUUCUUGCGCGAGAGCGGACCUGUGGCUCGCGAGCGGUCGGCCCAGAGCGCCCCGAUUCGCGAGGAGACGGUCCGGCUGUCCUGCGAGCUGGUGACCACGCUGCAACUGGCCGGCAUCCGCUGGGAGUGCGGCUGGGGCGCCGGACACCACCGAGGCUGCCUUGAGAGCUUCCGGCGGCUCGUUCAGCAACACCCCGAAGCCGCCGAAGCGCUUCGGGGUCGCACCGUGGUGCUGGGCCGCACGACGGGAGUCUCCCUGGACGGCUACGUUAUGCUGAGCAUCGAGGAGGUGCGGCACAACUGGUUGUCGCUGCUCAAGGCACUCCCUCGCGGCGACCCGUACGUGGCGCGAGUUCCGCAGGCCGAGCGGGAGCUGUCCGAGGCCCUGCGCGGGAUCCGCGUGGAGCACCGCAAGUUCAAGCCGUCCGUCGUGGCGCAGGCCUACGUGCAACAGCUGCAGAAACUGACCCUGGCAUUGCAUAGGCACAUCUGGCAGGAGGGUCUCCCAAAGGAGUGGCCCGACCGGCUCUCGGACCACCAGCUGGGCGUGGAGCCUGAGGCGGGGCCCCUCAUGCUCUCCCCGACAGGCCAGUUCCUUGCACCGGCCUCCUGCCCACCCUCCCUGCUGGUGGGCUUCCUGACGGAGCACCUGGGCGCCGCCGGGCAGCGCCGCCGGCUGUACUGCAGCCAACGCCGCCUGGAGACGCGCCUCCAUGCCACCUGCCUCCAGGCGCUGGCCCUGGAGUCGCUCUCCAAGGAGGACGACGUGACGCCUGACCGCAUGGUGGUCUGCUGCGAGGGCCUGCUGCGGGAGGCACCCGCCCUCGAGCCCCUGCUGAGCGGCUGCCGUGUCCAUGUGUCCCACUACUUCUCUGUGAUGCAGGACGGACUCCUCUGUGUGCCCUGGGACUGGCACGGAGCUCCCUGAGCUCCGGCCUAGGACUGCUUUUUAGGAGAGUUUAAUUAUUGCCGACGCGUCGGAGCCUCGCGUUAAUUGCGGGCGGUCCAAGCUCCAACCUAGGACAGUUUUUAUGACAAUCGCUAGCGCGCGAGUUUUGCUUCGGCGUGGACCACAUCAGAAUAAACCAGUCGAUUGAUUGUUUUUAUUUCAGCAAAUGUAUGUUACAGGUAAUGUGAAAACCGUUUGGGCCCGUAGCUAUUUAGGCUAGUUUGGGCCAAUUUUAGUAAUACUGUAUAUUGGGAUGAUGGUCACUGAGACGAAAACGCUAAAAAUACGCAGAUAUUUAUGAAAUGACGGGGUUAAGCAAGUAGUUAUACGACGUAAAAAAAGGGCACACAAGAAAUAACCACGCUUGCUCUCGUAUCAGUUGGACUAAGACGAGCCGGUACUAGUCGUCUCAAAGCCAUGCUGGUUCUGCUGACCCGAGCCCUGGCUCAAACUCCCGGGGUUUCUGUAUUAUCUAGACUAGGUUGUUUUAAGGCUUUGCACGUUAGGCUUGUGAGAUUAUUUGUGGUGUGGUUGCAUGGGUGUAUUUUCCCUGUUACUCACCUUAGUUCUUGAGGCAUCUGGAAGAAUUGAUUCCUCUUUGGUCUGCGAAUGAGAUGUUUAGAAAUCAUGAAGCCUCGAGGGGUAUGGGAAAGCUGUGGGGAGGAUAGUGUGGCUCCUGUGACUAGGUUGAUAGAUUUUUUAUACUGGUCACACCAAGCAGAGGGUUUAACUAGGAUUGAAUCUACAAUAACAAUCAGAAAUUUGUUUUCUUGUUUAAAGAGCUGGAAGCAGUUAUAUCAGCCUGUUGUUGUAGCACAGUUUUCAUGAGAAGUGUUAAUUGCAUGAAGCAACACUUUAAUUGAUUGAUGAAUGCGCAAAUAAAAUUACAAUUUUGACUUGUUCAA
Molecule: messenger RNA, 2727 nt
Organism: Ixodes scapularis (black-legged tick)
Lineage: Eukaryota; Metazoa; Arthropoda; Arachnida; Ixodida; Ixodidae
Product: T-cell activation inhibitor, mitochondrial
Exons: 2
Coding region: 290-1801 (503 amino acids)
Cellular component (GO): mitochondrion
Source: RefSeq, a predicted model, not a curated record